AGAAAAACUGCCAUCUGAAAUGAAAAGUUAAGUGACCUUAGUUUUUCUCUUCCUUGGACGGGGGUUUGUGCCAUUUCGAGCAAUACUUGGUACCAAUUUCUAUUGAGCUGAACUUACAAAAUCUGCAGCAUUUUGAGAGAUUCAAUGUGGAAGAAACAAAAGAAUGGAGUUGAAGAAGAAGAAGAAACCCUAGAUGAUCGUAUCAGUCACUUGCCAGACGCACUUUUGGUACAAAUUCUGUCUCUUUUGCCUACAAGGGAUGCGGUCAAAUCAUGUGUUGUCUCAAAGAGGUGGCGUUAUCUCUGGACUUCUAUUUAUAACUUCCUUUUCAUUGAUGGAAAUUACAAUAAUGUCGAAAAUUUCAUAUCCUUUGUGGACCACGUUUUAACUCAUUCCACUUGUUCCAAAAUCAAGAAAUUCCAAGUGGAUUUUCAUCACAGAGACUGGGAAUUUGAUUCCAAAAUUAGCCAAUGGCUUGGUUUUGCUGUGGAAAAAAAAGUGGAAGAUGUUGUGUUACAUUCAUGUCUAUUUGCUUACAAUCUCUCUUACGAAUUGCCUCUAAGUAUGUACACUUGUUCGUCACUGAUUACACUAAAUUUGAGCUGUUGGGUGUUUGAUAAAGCACUGACUAUAGCUUGGAACUCUCUGAAGAGCCUAAAGCUGGACUCAACAGAGUUAGAAGAUGACUACAUUGUGAAAUUACUGUCAAGUUGUCCUGCUUUGGAAACUAUGGAGCUGUCAUUUUGCGAGGGUUGUCGUCGUCUAGAAAUUACGUCUUCCAAUUUAAAGAGGCUUACUUUGAAAAACCGUUUGUAUUUUUCGUUCGGAGGAGAUGAAUCUUUGGAAAUUUUUGCCCCACAUAUUCAGCAUUUGGAUAUUUCAGGAGAUCUUGGAGAACUCAAGUGUAGACUAGUAGAUGUCUCCUCUUUGGUUAUUGCCAGCCUCACUUUUAGCAUGAGAUGUAUCACUGACUACUUGGAGGAAGAUGAUAUUGAGGAAGACAGUUGUUAUGAUUAUCAUCAAGAUAUCAGAAACCUUAUUUUGGACUAUCUUGAAAAGUUGAGUUAUGCGACUGAGCUAAUAAUUGGAGGAUGGUUUGCACAGGCCGUGUUCAUGAUGAAACUUGAAGGAGUGAUGCUUCCAGAAUUGAGAUGCAAAUGUCUAACUCUAAAGUUGCAUGUAUCGGAGCAUAAUCUGUAUGGAAUAGCCAGUCUUUUGCACACAUCGCCUCUUUUGGAGUCACUCAACAUACACAUCGAAUCUCAGUUUAAUGAUUCCUCCUCCUGCCAGCUUGAGCUAAGCUAUUUGGCCGAAGUGGAUUACAUCAAUUGGCCGAGUUGGAUCCCAAACACUGUGUUUCCCAAUCUCAAGAAUGUUAAGAUUGUUGGCUGCCUAAGAGAAUGUUUGAAGGAUUGGUCUGAAUCGGGCUUUUGUAAGCUUUUCGAACUUUCGAAGUUUCUACUGAAGAAUGCAGUGGCUUUGCAGAAGCUUGUUAUCGUAGCAAAGAGGAGAAAAUGUUGUGAUUGUUCAGAGAGCUGCGUGUCCCGACAUUUAUCACAAUUGGCUAAGAAAUUGUUAGACACCCCAAGAUCAUCAAAAAAUUCUGUGAUUAUUUACCAAGAGUUUUCUUAGGAUGACCAGACUGGAAGUUGUGUUGUUUCGGCUUACUAGAAAAUUUACCUUAUAUUUUAGCUUUUGAAAUACUGCAGAUGUAAUUUUGAACUUGUGGCAUUCCAAAUGUUAUGAUGGUUGCUUGGUGUCUUAGAA
Lycium barbarum (goji berry) is the source of this 1767-nucleotide messenger RNA. Its product is annotated as F-box protein At5g03100-like. Lineage: Eukaryota; Viridiplantae; Streptophyta; Magnoliopsida; Solanales; Solanaceae. Gene Ontology annotation, molecular function: protein binding. Bases 145 to 1632 code for a protein of 495 amino acids. The transcript has 3 exons. The record is from RefSeq and is a predicted model, not a curated record.